Molecule: messenger RNA, 261 nt
Organism: Linum tenue
Lineage: Eukaryota; Viridiplantae; Streptophyta; Magnoliopsida; Malpighiales; Linaceae
Source: the annotation of a GenBank genome assembly
CUGACCAACGUGGCCGCUACAACGGGAAAUGAUACGACCGCCUGGGUGUACCAAGGGUCUAUUGGGCUGGACGGCGGAGGCGGCGUGGUGGUCAAGGUUGUUCCAAGGGUUCUCAAGUUUGUCCAAGAAGGGGAGACCAAGGCAUUUAAAGUUAUCUUCCAGAGCAACAGGACUGUGGGGAGGAAGACCGUGACCGGGUGGGUUAAGUGGACCAACCGUCACUUCACGGUUCGGUCGGUCUUUGUGGCGGAGAUGGUCUGA